AUGUACAACCAGUCGUCUCCAUCUAAAUUCCCAUCCAAAAAUUCUGAUAAAUCAUCAACUAGGAAUAUUGAUCGUGUAAAAAAACAAGAACUUAUAAAAGAUCAAAAUCCUAAAAAAAUUGGUGAUAUUGGUGGUAGAAAAAUUUUUGAUAAAAAAACUGAUUAUCAAUUUCUACCUGGUUGGAACCCUCUCAGUGUGCUCUAUGCAGAUAAGUAG
Dentiscutata erythropus is the source of this 216-nucleotide messenger RNA. The record is from the annotation of a GenBank genome assembly. NCBI's taxonomy places the organism in Eukaryota, Fungi, Glomeromycota, Glomeromycetes, Diversisporales, Gigasporaceae.